CGAACGAAUGCAGCCGCCGCCGCCGCCGCAGAAAAGAAUGCAAAUUUUCCGUGUACGUACACGGAAAGUUUCGCUUUUAAUACACCAACACUGAUUGGUGUGCGCGCGUGUGUUGCGUGCGAGAGCGCGAUGGGCGCUGGUUCCGCCUGGUGCAUGACGGCCGUCGCGUCGGGCUGCGGCUGGUCAGUGCAACGCGAACGGGAUGUGUGCUUGCUGGGAUUGCAAAUCGUUUCGCUUUUUGCUGCGAUUUUCGUCUCUCUUGGUGUUGGUGGAAGAGAGGAUUCUCAUUGUUCGUUCGGCGGCGGCUCUCUCGGGCUGCCGUCGGGCGGCUCUCGCGCAACCAACUACCGUGUGCUGCUGACGACUGCUUUGGAAAAGUAGAGGAAGGUCGGAGUACAGAGCUGUCAUUUCUUGUAUCGUUUCGUCAUUCCGCUUCGAGAACGGACCGCGUGAAUACGCGUUUUGUUUUAUAUCGUUGUUCAAAACGAUUUUUAUACAAUAUUUUCCUCUUUAGUUGUUUGAAGAAAAAAGAGAACCUCGGGACAAAUUUUGUCACGGUAACCGAAGAACAGUGCUAGAACCGUGACUUCGCGAGCUGUCGCAGUUCUGAAAAGAAUUUCCCAUUCGUGUUUUUGUUUUUUCCUUGAAUCUUGUGUUUUCGUUCAGGUGCAACUAGAAUCAAUCCUAACCAAGUGACCAAACCUCGUCCAAAUCAGAACGGACCGAAGAAGAAAAUCAGUGGUUUCCCUAAGCAAACACAGAAAGCUACAAAAGAGUCUACCUCAGAAAAUAUUAAUCAGAAACAACAGUGUUUUUACCAAACCAAACCAAAUUCUCGUAAUCAAUACCCCCCGAAUGUUGUGGAAGAAAAUCGAAUUUUCCCCGCGCACUUGACGUCCACGACGGGUGUUCUCGGUAUCAUAUGACUCUGCUGCUGAAGCGGCUUGUUGAAGUGAUCAGACAGACAUCGGGCAGACGUUGAGUUGCCAUCCAAACCGCCCCAUCCCAGUCAGGCGGCGUGGAGGUGUGGGACUCUCAAGAACACAGUGAAAAGUGAAAUUUUCCUCUGCCUUUGCCAACCCCGAGAGUUGGUUGGCCCAAGAGGCGCACGCAGACACAGACAGAAGCCCGUGAGAGCCGCGACCGAACCGAAAGUGAAAAGGACGACGUCGGAUUCUGUCGGUGUCCUUAGCGCGAACUCGCCGCCGCCGAACCCAAGUUGAAAGUGAAAACUCUGGAAAAUCGGGUGGACGGGCGUGAAGCCUUUGGCAGUCCGGUGUCAGUGCACAAGUGAAUCCUAGUUCCGUCUCGCCGUACCACACGGCAGACGAUAUAAGUGUGAGGUUGAAGAGCAAAAAAAAAACAAAAAAGUGUAAAAGGAUUAUCAUCGUCCUUUUUGGGGCGAGUGUUGGGCGGGCGGCCUAUUUUUGGGGGCGGCCGCGUGUGCGUGUGCGAACGAACGAAUGUUUUGUGUGUCCGCCGGCAAAACCGGAAGAACGGUGAAAAAAUUAUGAUGAAUGGACACACUUUCCGGUCCGCAAGUGAAGCAGCAAAAAGUGUGUCUCCAUGACUCAGGGAUUGUGGAAACAGCCAUACAGUAGUAGUCCACGGAAAAUCGAAAUGACACAACCAGAAAGUGCUGCCGUAGCUCCGACUCGUCAAUACAAUAAUUACUGAACGUGCUAACGAGGCGCAACCAGAAAGGUGUGAACGCGGCAAAUGAAGCAAAGUGGUGCCCACCAAAAUGCUCCACUUAAUUGCAAGUUUAUCGACUUGACAUAAUAAAGAAAAACAGCGGAGUAUAAUUAAAGUUAUGUAGGAAAAUGAACACCGUAUCAAUAAUCGACCCCAUAGUAGAAUCAUUAUCUCUAGCCAAUAGUGUUUGUAGUUAAGCAAGAAGAAUGUUGUAGCCAAUUAUUAAACAGAGCCUCUACUAGUGAAAAUUUAUCUGUUGUAACACAAAAGUUUGUUGAAAACAAUAGUGCAAAGUGUCAGUUCAAAAACACAAAACCAGAAAAAUAGACCUAUUUACAAAAAAAACGUAUAAAAUCCAAUAGAACAAGGCAAGCAGUGAGCAACCAGUGCUGCCAUCAGCAAUGAUGAUGCUGCAGCAUAUGUCACCCCAUUUUGGGGGUGGCCAGCAACCGGCCGCGGACCACGGUCCCGGAUCGUCGCCACGAUCCACAACUCCUUCACCAUCAGCGCAGAGUCCUUCGCCAUCGCCACCGAUCCAUCAGACACAUCUUCCCGUCGAACGAGAAUACCCGAUCGAAGAACAUCCAUCAUCCCGAAUCAUGUACCGUCGACCAUCUUUCCACAGCGAAGAUCUGCCACACUACAAACGGGAACCCCGCUCUCGACCAAGCACUCCACCAGCAACCUACAUCGGACAUCACGAUCGCGAAGCCUCGCCCGAAGUGGCCGACUCCUACUACCGACCACGCUCGCAGACGCCUCCCAUCACUCCUACGCACCAUCAGCAUCACCGAAUCACGUCAGUAAUCCAGGAACGGAGCAUAAUCCGAUGCAUCAAAGAAGAACGCCCUCUGCGUCGGGCGUCGAUCGAAGAAGAUCAACAACAGGUGGCAUCUCAGUAUUAUCGCGAUCACCACGCCCUUCGCUAUGAGUCGCACCGCGACGCCGACGAAGACGAAUACGAUCGGGAACGGCACCACUACCUGCGCCGACCCCCUACGCAGUACGACGACGAAGCCCCGGAAGAGGAUCGUCACCAUCACUACAGCAGUAGCUACCACCGGCGGAGGCUCUCGGGACGGCGCGACAGCCGCCACAACGACCCCGAUUCGGACUACAGCGGCGACAGUCAGGCUGGUGGCGCCGCCAGUGGCGAUACCGACCACUACCCCAAAUCGGAAGAUGAAGACUGCGGCGGCGGCGGCGACGGUGACCGGGACGAUGACCCGGACAGGCCGCUCGAUCUGUCGAUGAAGAUCAAGCAACGGGCGCGGAAGGACUCUGGCGGCAGCGAAUCGGACGACUCGGCGGGACCGGACUCCGACGGAGUGCACCGGGACCGGCAGGGGCGUGCGUACAAGAAAAGUCUGAUGAAGCGAUACCUGGAUACCGAGAUACCACUACCGCCUCAGACGCCAAGCCCGCCACCUCAGCAACGAUCUUCGUCACAAUCCCACAACCUCCUUCACCACGGCAGCAGUCAUCACCAGCAAACGUCCAGCAGUCUGCUCGUCAGUAGUCUCAGCCAAUCGUCCCAACAGUACAGGCCUCUCCUGCAUGGACUACUCAGCGGAACGCACAUAUCUCAACCGCCCUACCACAGUAGGGGCUACAGCACGUCCAGCACAGGCGGUACAGGCACCGAAGUGGACGAUGACGGUUUCCUGGAAAACAUCCUCCAUCUGCAUUCGAUGGAGAAACUGAAAAAAUCGCAUCGCUUCCUCAGCCUGACAAGCUCACUACCUCCAAGUCCCGCCGACAGUGGUGUUUCGGAUGUCGAUAGCUCCAGUAGCGGCGGGCAACCGGCCUGCAGCGACGAACUCAAAGCCCGCCUUGGAAUUCCACUCACCAACGGCGGCGGCGCUGGCAGUGGCAACGGCAGCAGUAAUAAUCCCGCCAAUUCCGGCUGCGGUACAGUGUUACCACCGGGAAGCGCAGGAGGCGAUGGGGGACUACCAUCGCUCAACACCUCGUCCUCACCUACGUCCGGUCCCUCGUCCCUGUCCUCAUCGGUGGCUCUCUCGGCGGCGGCAGCAGCAGCGGCGGCCGCUACCCAGCAGCAUCUACAGCAGCAAGCACAAGCCCACUUACCGCCGGGAACGUUCCUGCGGCCCAACUUCUACCAUCACAACUCUCCACCACUCAGGAAUAUCUGGAACCAGCGGAGCGUACCACUGUCCGACAACUAUCACUACCUGCACACGAUGAACGCGGCGGCGGCGGCCGGCUAUCCGUCGUCCCAUUUCUCCUCGCCGGCCCCGUCGCAGCGGGUACAACCGCUCUCGUCGGCCGCCGGCAACGGAGCAGGCCUCAGCGUCAUGAGCCAACAUCACCUGCAUCCGCACCACCCGCAUCCGGGCCAGCAUCCGGGGGCACACGUAGGGAACGCCAUGGCCAACGGGCUGGUGAACGGCCUGCAUCACCACUCGCAGAACGUUUCGUCCAGCUGUCCGGACGAGCUGUCCUACAUGCUGGAGCUGGGCGGAUUCCCGCCGCGGAAGCUGAAGAAACCCAAGAAGCCCAAGCUGGAGAUGGGCGUCAAGCGCAAGUCCCGCGAGGGCUCCACCACCUACCUGUGGGAGUUCCUGCUCAAGCUGCUGCAGGACCGCGAGUACUGCCCCCGGUUCAUCAAGUGGACCAACCGGGAGAAGGGUGUCUUCAAGCUGGUCGACUCGAAGGCCGUGUCCAAGCUGUGGGGCAUGCACAAGAACAAACCGGACAUGAACUACGAGACGAUGGGCCGGGCGCUGCGGUACUACUACCAGCGGGGCAUCCUGGCCAAAGUCGACGGCCAACGGUUGGUGUACCAGUUUGUCGACGUACCGAAGGAUAUUAUCGAGAUCGACUGCUCGGCGACAUAGAACAGGUACGAGAAGCGACCGGCCGCGGCGACCCGGUCGUUUCUGGAACGAUAAGCAAGUAAAAACGUGUUCAUACAUACACAAACAACUACAACAUAAAAUGACACUAGUCCGGUUUCCGCGGGCUGUUGCCCGUGUUGGGGCAACAGUCCCCCCACGCCCCCUCCCAUCGCGGUCUGGCUUCGAGAUGUUGAAGCAAUGACAAAGCGUGGGAAAAUCUACUACUUCCCCCGAAAGUUUUUGUUUUACGCUCCCCCCUUCGUGUACAUAAGGAUCUUCUGUUCUUUUUUUUCGGUUUUUAUUGCGAUAUUUAUUUUUAACAAACGAUCUUCUCUUUAGUUAAGUGUAAACAUUCUCUGUAUCAUAUUAGACCAGGUAGCCGUGUGUAUAAAGUUAUUUUGUUCCCCACUUUUGUAAAUUAUAAUUUAUUUAAGUUAUGUGAAGAAGGAAAACAAGGAAAAUGAGAAUCAGAAUCAUCUCCCUCGGCAGCGCAGAAGACGAGCAAGAGGGAAGUACUAGAUUAGGAAAUGGAAAAUGGUUUGAAAUCGCAAGAAAAAGACAAUAAAAGGGGAUUAUUUUCUUGAUUGCCGGACAAAUUGAGGUCAGAUGGUGUUGGAAUUUGAUGAGAGCUUAGCGGAAAUUCAGACAGGCAUAUUUAGCGAUUAACUUUUAAGAAUUAUAACCUUCAUGGUAAAGCAAAAUGUAAACCUUUUUUCAAAAGUUUCAAAGAAUAGAUUCAGUUAAAUCACUUCAAAUUUUCAGGGAAUAAAACAAAUUAAUCGUAUGUUUUCUGUUAAACGGAAAAAAGUGAGACCCUUUGACCUAUUAAGUCCGGCAAUAAAGAAAAAAACCCUAUAAAAGAAAACGAAAAAUAGCUAUAGAAAAGGACCACCUUCCGCUUUGUUUUGUUUGUUUUUUAAUGAUUGAUGAUUUUUUAUGACAAAUGAUAAAAAAAAGUUGAAAUUCAUUUCGGUUUGCAACCGCUCGCUUCAGCCGAAAACAAAAACAAAAAAAAUACACAAGAAACAAAAACGAGAGAAGUACAAAUCAAACACAAACAAAUCAAAUCAAAUUAUACACAUACAUACAAGGCAAAGUGCAAAGUUUGCUAAACAACCGUCAACCUCGCGCUGGCAGUACUAGAUUAUCACUAGAAAAAAAAGCGAAGCGACUCAACGAGCGGUUCUCUCCUCUGUCAGUCGGUCCGUCUCCAUGGAGUCGGUGCUGUCGACGACGAGAAUCUAGUACCUCAGUAGUGAGCGAUACUUUUUUUGUGCGUGCGUGUAUUCUAUUAAGGCGAGUGUAUACAUAUAUGUAAAUGGUUAAAGCGAGAUAGUGUUUUUUUUUUAAAUAAGUUUGUUUUAUUAUUUAAGAGGAACAUAUUUCCCGGCUAAGUUAAGGACAGGACGCAGCAGCAACUGUACUACUGAGGAUGUAAAUUUUCGUGUAAAUUUUUUGUACUAAAUUUUAAGAGCUAGGUUUUAGGUUAUGUUUUUUUUUAAUGAGCUGCUACAUGCAAUCAGCUGUAUAAUCAAGUGUAAAAAUUUAUCUUAUUUUUAAGCAAAAGUAUUUCGUGUUAUUUAAGAGGUUCGCUUUCUUUCGUAAACCUUCUUUUUCUAUUGUUAGACGGUAAAAAUGCUAUUUUAUUUCUCUUUUUAAAUCUAGACUACCUACUUUUUUUAUUAUAAACGAGAACUACUCACUGCCCUUCCCGUGUCGUAAGUGCUGUUUUAGUUUUACCGAUUUGUGUUUUCAAAUACUUUUACCGCGUAAGCCUUCGUUCUUGUGUAAAAAAAUGUAAGAAAGAGGAAUGUUUGUCCAAACGACAAGGUGAUAUAAAGGAAAAACGGAAAAUCAAAAAGAGCUAGGAAAGAAGCAGAAUCGUACCGCAAAUGAAGACACUCACACACUACUCACUCAUACAAAGCGAAACACACACUCACAAACACACAUACACGACCACACAAAAUCGACAAGAAUUUUGAAAGAGAAUAAAGGAAGUUUCUUUAAAAUCUUGAUCUCAUUAAUUUAUUGUUUAUUGAUGCAAGCAAAAUCUAUUUUUGAAGCGGAAAAUUGUAUGGUUUUCUCCCAUUAAGUGUAAAUAUGCUUGGACAUUGAAUUUUUAAUAUGAUUUUUACAUUGUUUACGUGUUACCUAAUGUGAUCCAUGGGAUUGGGUGGAUGAACCAAGCGAAAGGAAGUACUAGAUUCGAUCAAUCGCCUUUUAGUAGAAUGAAUUACUGCUUACCAAUUGAAUCCACUGCCAUCUACAUGUCAAAACAGAAUAAAGCGAAAUGAGAGUGAAGAAAUCCGACAAAUUGGGUGCAUUAAAUCAACUAGUUUAGUCCAAAUUCAUUGAACCAUUGUGCUAGUACAAAAAAAAUCUCGCCACCAUAUCGAAUCUAGUACUUCCCCGAUGCACUACCCCCCAUUCCUUCAAACAAAUUCGACCACGCAUGUAUUUCUCGUGCUACAGUAAGCUUCCCUUCCCUGGGAAGCUGCAAAAUUCCACCACCGCACAUCAACACCCGAGCGCCCCCCUUCCCUCUCGACUGCCUGUUCCCUCUUUGGAUUUAGAAUGAAAUAAACGCGAUGAAACAAGGACAAGAAAGCAAACAUCAAAACAACAAACCACAAACAGCUGCAAUCUUCUUUAGUUUUCAAGUGUAAAAUGAUAAAGCAAAUAGAUUAAAUAUUAAACUAUAGAACAGUGUAAACAAAUGUGCAAUGAACCAAACUCCCGGUGGCGGCGCAAGCGGUAAAAGCUCCGCUCGCAGAAACGCGGACGCCCUAACCGUGUGCCGUAUCCAACGUUCUGUCCCCGACUGUUCUCCGAACAGGAACGGGCGAAGUACUAGCUUUUCAGAAAAUCGCGCAAUCACUCGUAACAAAUGUGUAGCUCUACAAUGUCGAUGAAACAAAAAUUCUGAACAACUGGGAGAGUCCAAAAGUAAAAACACAAUGAAAUGAAUUUCAAAACGUUGCGGUAGAAGAUUUUUUCACUGGGCAAACGAAAAACAAAAAAAAAGAGAACUAAAAACCGAUGAACAGAAGCGAAGAGAAAAGGUAAAAAGGCGAAACAUAAGAAAAAAAGAAAGGAAGAAAGAGAGAGAGAAACACAGAUAGACAGACGGACAGACACACACAGCUCUAGAAAUCAUUUGUUAUGUGUAUUAUACUUUAAAUGUUGCAAAUUUUAUAUAUAAAAUUUAUAAAUCUAGGAAAAAAACGAAAAUAAAAAUCAUAUAAUUUAAUUUGAAAAA
Messenger RNA from Aedes albopictus (Asian tiger mosquito), 7818 nucleotides. RefSeq names its product ecdysone-induced protein 74EF. Bases 2097 to 4556 code for a protein of 819 amino acids. Gene Ontology annotation, cellular component: nucleus. NCBI's taxonomy places the organism in Eukaryota, Metazoa, Arthropoda, Insecta, Diptera, Culicidae. The transcript has 5 exons. The record is from RefSeq and is a predicted model, not a curated record. Gene Ontology annotation, molecular function: DNA-binding transcription factor activity, RNA polymerase II-specific; sequence-specific DNA binding. Gene Ontology annotation, biological process: cell differentiation; regulation of transcription by RNA polymerase II.